This is a messenger RNA of Coprinopsis cinerea okayama7#130, 1105 nucleotides long. RefSeq lists its product as hypothetical. Lineage: Eukaryota; Fungi; Basidiomycota; Agaricomycetes; Agaricales; Psathyrellaceae. The coding region runs from base 26 to 1057 and encodes 343 amino acids. The transcript is spliced from 4 exons. The record is from RefSeq and is a predicted model, not a curated record.
CUAUCGUGCUGUCUCAGCUGUGGCCAUGGUCCGGCUACCCCAGCUAAACGCUAAUCCUUCCCAUGGUAGCUUGCUGUCGAGAGGGCCCUCGCCAGUGGACAAAGUCGAUAGCAAUGUUGAAUCCCGUCAACACAGAGGGAUUGACCACGAGUUCUGCCGCGGAUUAUCCUGGCUAGAGGUGGUACAGAAUUGGCGCUGCAAUCCGUUCCUCCCGAUGCCCCCGCCGACACGGACACCCGAGUCGCCACCAAAGACUUCAGGGAGGGGUACUCCAGUGCCUGCGCCAUCCCCCACAGCACCGGCUACAAGUACGAGAGGGAAUAAAAGCUCCACCCGUUCGUCGACAGCCGAAACUCCUACCCCGACGAGACCUCCUGCUUCACCAUCUCCCCAGGAACCUGUUGUACCUCCGCCAGCGACCGGAGAUAACUCUGAGGACCCACCUGCGGGCACGCCUUCUCGUGACUCGAGUGAACCUCCGUCAGAAACCUCGAACAACUUACCCUCCGAGUCCGUAGAGGACGCAAGCUCACCGGAGGAAUCCGAAGGCGAGGGUCGGCCCCUUCCAGUUUUUGGGACGAAUACGGGAAGUCACGACGGAAACACGUCGACAGCUGGGAGCCCGCCCUCAGAGCCGACUCACAGACAAGGCUCGGUCGCUGGAGCAAGCAAGGCAGAUGUUACAAGCACUGCUCUCGACGGCAUCCUUUUCCCAACAUCCGGGUCGAGCGGCGGGGGAGACGAGACUGCCAACGCACCAGGCUCAGUGGGUGGUGCGAAAUCAGGUUCAAGCAAUACGGGCGCAAUUGUGGGUGGAGUCUUGGGCGCUCUUGCUCUCAUUGGACUUUUGAUUGCUGCGUUUCUGGUUUAUCGACGACGAGUUCGGAGAAGUCGUGUUCCGCCAUCCGCAGAGUUUAUGCAGAGAUAUGGAAAUUCGGCCAUGCUGCAUGCUCAAAGUCCUUACUCGCCCAUACGGUAUGAUGGACUGGUCGGUGAGGAACAGGUGCCAGGUUAUACCCAGGGAAACUACCAACUUCCUUUCCGCGACAAAGCUUGAGCUUAUAUACCCUUAGUCACCGAAUUAUACAUUGAGUGGCAGUCUCAA